UGCGGUGUGGUCUUUUGUAUGGUGUGGUUGUGUGAAGUGUAAUAGUGAUGGUUAUAAUAACUAUGGCUGUGCGCAAGAUAGUGACGCAUUCAUUGAAGACGUGCAGACACUUAGGAUAUGCAUUGUUACGGCGCAUCAAGGCGUAUCUUCGCAUUUCAAGGCAUUUUGUCAAAAGAUUGCAGCACCUCACUGCAUCGCUGCAAACUUUACUAGCACCAGUUUCAUCGCAUCAGAGUGCAGGCACGUCAUCAGCCAACGGCACCAGCACAUCAUCCAUAGGCAUUGACGCGGAGCCCUGGUGUACCUUGGCCUAUUGGGAACUGAACGAGCGGGUCGGGCCCCUCUACCCGGUGAACAGGCCAUGGCUGCACGUGUCCUAUGACGAAGCAUCACCUCCACACUCCUGCAAGGAAGAGACGCUGAGCAUUGGGUCCCUGGCCAAGACCCGCACGACCCCAUGCAAGGAAGCAGUCGCUCGCACGAGGGCCAAGAUAGGCCUCGGUGUGACGCUGCUCAGAGAGCGAGAUGGGGUCUGGGUCUACAACCAGUCGGAACAUGCCGUCUUCGUCAACUCUCCCACUCUAGACGGUCCAAACGUGCGGAACCUGACCGUUUUCAAGGUUGCACCAGGCUACUCCUUGCGCGUCUUCGACUGGGAGCGGGCGGCGCUGUACCGCCACCACUACCAGAGACACCCUCCAAACGAGCCGUUUGACACAGACUCGGUGCACAUCUCGUUUGUCAAGGGAUGGGGCAACAAUUACUCGAGACGGAUCGUCACAUCGUGCCCCUGCUCUCUGGAACUCCUUUUCCGUGUGCCAGCGAGGUGAUGAACUUCUUCCCAGAAGCUCAGUGACCCAUCUCACUUUAACCGUCCAGGCUAGUCUACAAGAGGAGCUCGACGAAGCACAGCCGCAAACAACCUCGGCUGUCCGUCGAGUAAGUCGCCCUGCCGGUGAACUUGCUGGGAAGAGCGAGGCCUGCACCAAAGGAACUUAAGGCUCUCGUGUGCGCGCUCGUGUGCACACGUGAAAUGAGUUGGCAGCACCUGAGAUGAAAGGGCAUGUAUUGCUCACGUGCAAAGUGAGUAAGGACAGAGAUGCUUCUGCUGCUAUGUUCCAAGUGUCUUCUCUCUCUCUCUCUCUCUGUUUUUUUUUUUUCUUUUUCUUUUUUUUUCACAUCAGUGGAUGGUUUAUUUUCGUGUUUUGUAAAUUGGAGCUGCUCAAAAUGGAAAGGCAGCAUGUAGAAUUGUGUUGUAAAGUUUUAUAUAUAAUUCUAGGUUUUGAGUUCUUUUUUUGGAAUAUAUUAAUUUAUUAUGUCUGAGGUGCAGCCUGUACGUUUAUUUUAUUUUAUUUUUUUGUAACGUGUGAAAAUAACUAAAGCGAGCAGUGUUGUCACAUAUUGCUUUCACACUACGUCACUUUUUUUUUUCCUUUUUACGAGACAUACUUUUCCUUCAAAAGUACAAAUUGUUUGUUGAAAGUGCUGUCUGCUAGUGAGAAUGUGCUUCAAUCAAGUGUUCUUGUUUUCACAUAUACACACUCGUAAAUUGCCUUUGAAAUGUGCAUCUCUCUGUGUUUAAUUUUAUGGGAGUCUUUGUUUUUUGUUUUUUUGCUCUACAUUAAUUUGGUUAUUACUAGGGUUAGAAAUGAAAAUCGUUCAAAUAAGGUGCUAGGUCUUAGUAAUGUUCAAGGGAGAAAUCUCAGCAGAUCCUGUACUUUCUCAACUAAACAAGUUGGACAGGGAAAAAAGUUCCAACGAAAACACAACCUUCUUGAACAACUCAGGGGUGCCUGUGGCAGUGGAGACAAAAAAUUGUGAUUUUAAUCUUUUUUUUGUUUUGUCUUCCGAACUGCUGAGAUACUUUGUAAGCACAUUGUCCAAAUGUGUUCAGUGCUUUCUUGGCUAUCGCAGCUUAAUUUGUACUUUUCAUAUACAGAGUGCAAGUAGGUUCAUGUGUUUCAUUGCUGCACUUCUCUAUGUUUGCACAUGAGAUAAUAUUUGCAUUAUCAUCACAGCUAUCUAUACGAAGCAGUAAUGUGCUGAACAAUGCCUAUAGCAUCCCUAACAUGAGACAACUGGCCUUAAUAGAAGCAGCAGGUAAUGGAGUAUUAACACCGACAGUGUUUAGCUGUCUACUGCAGGAUGAAUAAUUCAAAUUUGAAGAACGACGGUGGUUUUCAAGUUUUGGUUUAAAAGCAGCUAGAAAACAGUGGUGGGCAGUAAACAGUAGGAAAUACAUUUCAUUGAGAUUUCAUUUGCAACAGGGCACCUUUACAUAGCCAGCAUCAUGACAUUGGCAGUUCUCUAGCGCUUUGACAGUUCACAUUUGACAUUAUGCUGCAUGGUCUAAAUAUAGCAUUUAAGGCGUAAUCAUGGGAGUCAAGUAACUACAGCUUUUUCCGCCAUUAUUAAUCCUCUUGUCGUACAUUUUAAUCCUUAUACCAUGACAUUUAAUCCUUUUGCCAUCCGAAUUAAUCAUGCUUUCAUUAAUUUUAAUCCCCAUUUCACAUAAUUUAAUCCACGUGACUAUGUGUGGGCUACGUGACUUUUUUUGUAUUUUGGGACAAUUCCCAUGUCUAUGGGUAUUGCACAUGUUUUUCAUUAUUAAUGUGGGUUUCUGCACCAUAAUGGGAUACUGGAGACCGCCAAUCUGGAUUAUGGUAUUGUGGGACUAUUCCCAUGUCUACGAGUUUCACCCAUGGUUUUCAUUAUAAACGCCGGUCUCUGCACUUCAAUGGGUACUCCGGGACUGCCAAUCUGGAAUAUGAUAUUGUGGGACUAUUACCACGUGUGUGGGUAUUACCCAUGCUUUUCAUUAAAGAUGCGGGUUUCUGCACAGUAAUGAGAUACUGUGGGACUGCCAAUUGCAAUUGCAAUAUUGUGGUACUAUUCCCAUGUCAAUGGGUACUACCCAUGCUUCUCAUUAAAAACGUGGGUUUCUGUACUCUAAUGGACCCAGGAUAUCAUAGUCAAGAUCGACAGUACCACAGUAUCCCAUUACAGUGCAGAAACCCGCAUGCCUAAUGAAAAGCAUGGGUAAUACCCGCACACAUGGAAAUAGUCCCACAAUAUCAUAAUCCAGAUUGGCAGUCCCGGAGUACCCAUUGCAGUGCAGAGACCCGCGUUUGUAAUGAAAACCAUGGGUAAAACUUGUAGACAUGGGAAUAGUCCCACAAUACCAUAAUCCAGAUUGACGGUCUCACAGUAUCCCAUUAUGGUGCACAAACC
This is a messenger RNA of Ornithodoros turicata, 3231 nucleotides long. Its product is annotated as mothers against decapentaplegic homolog 6-like. The transcript has 3 exons. Gene Ontology annotation, molecular function: transcription regulator inhibitor activity; I-SMAD binding. Bases 48 to 830 code for a protein of 260 amino acids. Gene Ontology annotation, biological process: SMAD protein signal transduction; transforming growth factor beta receptor signaling pathway; anatomical structure morphogenesis. Gene Ontology annotation, cellular component: heteromeric SMAD protein complex. The record is from RefSeq and is a predicted model, not a curated record. Lineage: Eukaryota; Metazoa; Arthropoda; Arachnida; Ixodida; Argasidae.